CGCCGCCGGUUGGGACGCGGGGGCCCGAGCUGCAGCGGGGCUGGCCGAGAUGGCCGCGUGGAGCGAGCGGCUGGCCGGCGUGCGCGGGGUGCUGCUGGACAUCUCUGGCGUGUUAUACGACGGUGGUGAGGGCGGUGGCGCGGCGAUCGCCGGCUCCGUGGAGGCGGUGGCGAGACUGAAGCGGUCCCGACUGAAGGUCAGGUUCUGCACCAACGAGUCGCAGAAGUCGCGGGUGGAUCUGGUGGGGCUGCUGCGACGGCUGGGCUUCGACGUCUCCGAGGGCGAGGUGACCGCCCCGGCCCCCGCCGCCUGCCUGAUCCUGAAGCAGCGAGGUCUGCGGCCACACCUGCUUGUCCAUGACGACGCCGGAGAAGGCUUUUCUUAUCGAAACAUGAAUAAAGCUUUCCAGGUGCUCAUGGAGCUGGAAAAGCCCGUGCUCUUCUCACUGGGAAAAGGACGCUACUACAAGGAGACCUCUGGCCUGAUGCUGGACGUCGGUCCCUACAUGAAGGCACUUGAGUAUGCCUGUGGUAUCAAAGCCGAGGUGGUGGGAAAGCCUUCCCCCGAGUUUUUCAAGUCCGCCCUGCAAGAGAUGGGAGUGGAAGCCCACGAGGCAUGA
Messenger RNA from Dama dama (fallow deer), 619 nucleotides. RefSeq names its product phospholysine phosphohistidine inorganic pyrophosphate phosphatase-like. The transcript has a single exon. Bases 50 to 619 code for a protein of 189 amino acids. Gene Ontology annotation, molecular function: phosphatase activity; inorganic diphosphate phosphatase activity. The record is from RefSeq and is a predicted model, not a curated record. Lineage: Eukaryota; Metazoa; Chordata; Mammalia; Artiodactyla; Cervidae. Gene Ontology annotation, cellular component: cytosol.